AUGGAGAAAAUUAGAUGCUCUCAAUGCGACAAGUCCUUCAGCCAAAUCGUCAUUCGUCAGAAAUCCUGUCAGAAAUGCUCGGAUUCGAAAACGAAAUGCGAUUUACGGAGACCAAUAUGCAGUCGUUGUUCACUAAGAAGCCUUACCUGCCAAUACCCCAGGUCCGACGAUACAAGCUCGAACAGCAACUCGGAUUCCCGUGAAGUUGUCUUUUUUGAUACCUCCACUAAAGCCACUCCUCUAGACCAAUUUCUGGACAAUCCUUCGCUAUCUGCCAGUCCCCGAACUUUGACGCAAAGAGCAAUAGACAACCACACAUCUAAUACGUUGUUUGAUAUUGUACACGGAACAAUAGGCGACUUCGAAGAUUUCUGUACCCCUUGGACAAUCGGCCAUUCAAUUCCAGACCCCAUUUUCCAGCCGGAUCUCUCAUUGAUGCCGUCGAUCACGACCAGGCCAGUUCUGGCGACGCACAGCAUGCAAACCUUGUUUCGUUGUCUGCGAACAUGGCCCCGUAUGAUAGCUAAGGGCAUCUUGUCUCCGCCAAUUAUCCACGAUACAGUGACACCAGAACGUCUUAUGCCAACGGCUUUGGCCAGAUGCUAUACCUUGACCAAAAUGUGGGAUGGACAGUCUCCUGGAACAAGCUUCAUGGUGCUGGAAGCAGUUAAAAAUGAAAUUCAAACCCUGGUCGAUACAUAUCAAGCCCUAACGGAAGACAAUCUCAUUCCAGCCCUCCAAGCCCUCGUAAUUUACACCAUUAUUUUGCUCUUUCCUUCCAAAUCUCAACGCUCCGUCACAUUGCUCCCCGAGUCCCUAUUUCGUGAUCUCAGGAACGUCGUCUACCACAGCGUCACUACUGGCCUCAUCUUACCAGAAGAAUCCACCCACGAGCGUCCAACCUGGUCGUCCUGGAUCCAUGUGUCAUCCAAACGUCGUGCAAUCUUCGCUUUGUAUCUUAUCCACUGGUCUUACUCGGUUUACCAUUGCCUGCCGAGCUAUGACUGUAAAGAUUUGGGCAUGAUGCCCGCACCAGCGGCGGGGUAUCUUUGGCAUGCCAGAAACCAGGAGGAAUGGGAAAAGCUCUACUUGAAAUGGCUGGUGAUGUGGGAUGGGAAAGAAUAUAUGCAGUGGGAGUACUUUACCAUUCAGUCUGGGGUGGGUCUGGAUGGACGAGCCCAGCUGUGGUUAGAGGACGCGGAUGAAUUUGGUAUCAUGUUCAUGAGCAUUGGUAAGGCAAUUUCCUGGAUAUCAUGA
Messenger RNA from Eremomyces bilateralis CBS 781.70, 1257 nucleotides. RefSeq lists its product as uncharacterized. The record is from RefSeq and is a predicted model, not a curated record. Lineage: Eukaryota; Fungi; Ascomycota; Dothideomycetes; Eremomycetales; Eremomycetaceae. Gene Ontology annotation, biological process: regulation of DNA-templated transcription. The transcript has 3 exons. The coding region runs from base 1 to 1257 and encodes 418 amino acids. Gene Ontology annotation, molecular function: DNA-binding transcription factor activity, RNA polymerase II-specific; zinc ion binding.